This is a messenger RNA of Nanorana parkeri, 1737 nucleotides long. RefSeq names its product pyruvate dehydrogenase kinase 4 (gene PDK4). Gene Ontology annotation, biological process: protein phosphorylation; regulation of glucose metabolic process. Gene Ontology annotation, molecular function: pyruvate dehydrogenase (acetyl-transferring) kinase activity. NCBI's taxonomy places the organism in Eukaryota, Metazoa, Chordata, Amphibia, Anura, Dicroglossidae. Gene Ontology annotation, cellular component: mitochondrion. The record is from RefSeq and is a predicted model, not a curated record. The transcript is spliced from 12 exons. Bases 226 to 1440 code for a protein of 404 amino acids.
GACACACCAGACUGUGGAGGUGUCAUCCCGAGCAAGGGUUGCAUCAGAUGCGGGGUGCAUCAGUCGGCCACGUCCUGUGCUGCUGAACACUGAGCUGCUGAGAACACUGUGCCCCCCUUUCAUGCAGAGUGGGACCUCUCUCCAUUGACAUUUUCUCCUGAGGAGCCGGACACUGACCCCCCUCCAUUGUGCCAGAGGUGAAAUAAACCACUGCGGUGCCUAACCAUGAAGUUUGCCAGGUUCCUGCUGAAGAAUGCGGCGCUGGCCAAUGCGCCAAAACAGAUCGAGAGGUUCAGCCGCUACUCCCCGUCUCCGCUUUCCAUGAAGCAGUUCAUUGACUUUGGAUCCGCCAAUGGAUGCGAGAAGACCUCGUUUGUCUUCCUGCGGCAAGAGUUACCUGUGCGGCUGGCCAAUAUCAUGCGUGAGAUCUACAUCCUCCCAGACCCCUUGCUGGGGACGCCAUCGGUUCAGCUUGUGCAGAGCUGGUACAUCCAGAGUUUGAUGGACCUAAUAGAAUUUGUGGAAAAGAGCCCCGAUGACCAGAGGGUUCUGUCUGAUUUUACAGAGAUUCUGGUCAACAUCCGGAACCGGCAUAACAACGUUGUCCCCACAAUGGCCCAAGGGGUUAUCGAAUACAAAGAAGCCUUUGGGGUGGAUCCCGUGACCAAUCAGAACGUCCAGUACUUCCUAGACCGUUUCUACAUGAGCAGAAUCUCCAUCAGGAUGUUAAUUAACCAGCACACUCUUCUGUUCGACGGUGGAACUAACCCUGCCCACCCAAAACACAUUGGAAGUAUUGACCCCAACUGCGAAGUAGUGGAAGUAGUGCAUGAUGCCUUCGAGAAUGCCAAAAUGCUCUGUGAGCAGUAUUAUCUGGCUUCUCCUGAUCUACAAAUAAAACAGGCAAAUGCCAAAUCCCCUGGACAACCUAUAAAUAUGGUGUACGUUCCUUCUCACCUUUACCACAUGCUGUUUGAGCUUUUUAAGAACGCCAUGCGAGCGACCGUGGAGAGCCAUGAGGAGAGCAUGUCUCUCCCACCUGUUAAAGUCAAUAUUGUUCUAGGAAAUGAAGACCUGACCAUUAAGAUCUCUGACAACGGUGGGGGUGUUCCUUUAAGAAAAAUAGAGCGUCUUUUUAGCUAUAUGUAUUCCACAGCCCCGCUGCCCAUGAUGGACAAUGCUCGGAACGCCCCUCUGGCCGGCUUCGGAUACGGUUUACCCAUCUCUCGGCUUUAUGCCAAGUAUUUCCAAGGUGAUUUAAUGCUGCAUUCGAUGGAAGGAUUCGGAACAGAUGCUGUCGUUUACUUAAAGGCGUUGUCCACCGAAUCCAUCGAGCGCUUACCCGUUUUUAACAAGUCCGCCUGGAAGCACUAUAAGUUCUGCACGGAAGCAGACGACUGGUGUAUCCCAAGCAGCGAGCCAAAGAACCUGGCCAGGUAGAAGACAUGCACGUAGGCGGAAGAAAGGGAUCAAGCACUUAAAUUGCACAGGACCACUACCUGCGGGUGUCUGAGAAGACAGAGGCGAACUGUACUGUGCUGGAGCUGGCCAGGGAUGCAAUAAGGAGAGACAGCUAAUUGUCACAAGAGGAUGAAACUUUUUACAUAUUAGUUGUAUAUUUAAUGCCGAUAAAUUAUGUCCAUUUCUGGUGCCUCAUUGUCCAGAAGUAAGAAUAGUAGCAUUGUGUACCACUGUGUAUUCAUAAUCUCAAAGGAAACGUCCUUUAUGGAAAGAAAA